This is a messenger RNA of Saprolegnia diclina VS20, 555 nucleotides long. RefSeq lists its product as hypothetical. The transcript has 6 exons. Lineage: Eukaryota; Oomycota; Saprolegniomycetes; Saprolegniales; Saprolegniaceae. The coding region runs from base 1 to 555 and encodes 184 amino acids. The record is from RefSeq and is a predicted model, not a curated record.
AUGUCGAGUCCGGCGCGCCGUCACCCGCUGCGGCCGUCCCACGCCACUGCAACGUGUGUCCACUGUUUUGCGUCGCCGUCGCUGCGCCCUUCGCGCUGCGCGCUGCCGUACCUCAACGGCCUCCGCUCGUCGGCGAGCAACCCCGAUGUCUACUACUUGACUGCGCACGAAGCCAGUCCGAGCAAGGUGGACCCCGAGAAGCACUAUGCUGCCGAGGCCCACUUGUGCCCCAAACACAAUGUCCUCAAGCCCAAGCGCAACGUCAUCGUCAUGCCAAGCCUCGCCCACACGGGCAUCUCGCUCGCGUCCGACCAGUCGGACCGCACCGAGUGGCGCGCCGACUUGCACGCGCUCACCACCGACUUGCAUCGCACGUGGACGCCGGCGCCCAUUGUGUGGAGCGAACAGGCGUUGCAUGUGGGCUUCUUUAAGGACGCCGCGCAGGUCAAGCCCAGCGUGCACUCGGUGCUGCUCCAAGGACUCCAACAGUCGCCGUCAGACACAGCGAUACCUUGCGUGAGCCUCUCGUCGCCAUACCGGCCAAAACACCUCUAA